Molecule: messenger RNA, 2001 nt
Organism: Homalodisca vitripennis (glassy-winged sharpshooter)
Lineage: Eukaryota; Metazoa; Arthropoda; Insecta; Hemiptera; Cicadellidae
Product: organic cation transporter protein-like
Exons: 11
Coding region: 207-1931 (574 amino acids)
Biological process (GO): transmembrane transport
Cellular component (GO): membrane
Molecular function (GO): transmembrane transporter activity
Source: RefSeq, a predicted model, not a curated record
UAUUUUAUUUCAAUGUUACUUCUGAUUGAACUUAACCUUAUUAACGACUUCGAUAUGUAACAUUCUUGCAUUACAAUAUAAGUAAGGUAUUCAUAUCAAAAUAAAUACCAACUGUAAUAUUUUAAGCUGAGAAACAAGUGGUGAAUGUGAUAUGAACUGGUGUACGAAACCUCUUUAAACUUCGUUCUUUGACUCUGAUUAGACCCAUGGCUCAAAGCGAGACAGGCGGCCUUUCUACGGAUACAAAACAUGACUCCCGUGGAGUGGAUGAGCACGACAUGGUGGAUGGAGAGUCUACUAUGGACAGGAUUGACUUUGCUCUGGAAAAAGUGAACGAGCGCACUCUCUGGAUCUGCGUCCUGUUCCUGCUGUGUAGCAGUCCUGGCACCUUGAAUGCUUGGCAUAUCUUAGUGUCCAAUUUCUACGCUUUCGUUCCUCCCCACUGGUGCCAAGUGCCGGAGUUGCAGGAGGCCGGCUGGACCGCUGACCAGAUCAGAACCGUCAGUAGUCCACGAGGUACAGAAGGCUCGAGCUGCUUCAUGAUCGGCUGGAACUAUACGCAGCUAGCUGGUCUAGGAUACGAGGAGGCACUGAAGUUUGUCGAUUCCAAUCCAACACCUGCAGAGGUGACUUGCACUAGCUUCUCCUACCAGGAGAAAGUACCUCACUCCUCCACAGUCAGCGAGUGGGAUUUGGUUUGCGGGAAUGAAAUACAGAAAAGCAAUGUUCAAGGAUCGAUUGCAAUCGGCAAAUUCUUUGGCGGAUUCCUCUUUGGAUUGAUUGCUGACAGGUACGGCCGGAAGAUUAGUUUUGUGCUGUCCUGUGUGAUGUACAUGCUGUUUGGGCCUCUCACAGCCAUCUCGCCCAACUUCACAUUCUUCAUCUUGAUGAGAUUUCUCACUGGACUUGCUGGAUGUGGGGUGUACGAGACAGGGUUUACGAUUAUGGCAGAGAUCGUGAGUAAAGAACGUAGAGCCAACCUCGGGUGCAUUUACAACCUGUCGUAUCCUAUCGGUUACCUGGCGCUGCCGAUCAUCUCCUUGGCCUUCCCCGAAUGGCGUCACCUCCAACUGGCCAUAUCUCUGCCAGCUAUACUUCUCUUAGUGCACUGCUGGGUCAUACCAGAGUCUCCAAAGUGGUUGAUUACUCAAAACCGUCAUGAGGAAGCGUGGAAAAUAAUUAAAGGAAUCAGACCCUCCAUUCCGGACCUUGUUCAUAGUGCUGAGCAGGAAAGUGCACCAGAAAGAACCCAUCAGUCAAUGUUCAGUCGGAUAAUUGAAGGAUCUCAGAAGCUCCUGAUGCUCUUCUCGUCAGCAGAGCAAUGCAAAAGAAUUGCAGUUGCUUACUUCUGCUGGUUUAUUGUUGCUCUUAUCUAUUAUGUCUUGGCUUUGAAUGCGCCCAAUUUUAAUAUUAACCAACACUUAUUUACGUUUGUGUCUGGAUUAAUUGAAAUUCCUGGUUAUUGUUUACCACUACUCUUGUUCAUAUGGCUCGGAAGGAAGUGUACCUCCACUGUUUUGUAUUUUGCAUGUGGACUUGCUCUUGUUGUCAUUAUUGCAAUACCACUUAGCAACAAAACAAUGAUUCUAGCAGCAGCAAUGGCAGGGAGGUUUGCAGAUGUUGCUGUGUUUGGAGUAAUUACAGUGUAUACUGCUGAACUGUUUCCAACUACUGUCAGAAACACUGCUGUGGGAAGUUCACUGGCCAUUUCACAACUUGGGUCCAUCAGUGCACCUUACAUUGUGGAUAACUUGAACAAGUUUGGUUGGUACGUGCCCAGUACCUUAUGUGGCAUCGGCGGACUCAUGUCAGCUGGUCUUGUCCUGCUGCUGCCUGAGACCCGAGGGAGACCUCUUCUGGAUACAGUUGAGCAACUCAGACAUCAGAAAGAAGAUCGUGUUUCAAUACGUCAAUGCUGUACAUUUACAUGAUCUCACCAAUGUAUAUGAUAUGGAUGUACUUUGUAGAGACUUAUAUAUAUUAAAAUGUUCUUAUAUUUUA